Messenger RNA from Diplodia corticola, 3369 nucleotides. Its product is annotated as wd and tetratricopeptide repeat protein. Gene Ontology annotation, biological process: negative regulation of fatty acid biosynthetic process. Gene Ontology annotation, cellular component: cytoplasm; Cul4-RING E3 ubiquitin ligase complex. Gene Ontology annotation, molecular function: protein binding. Lineage: Eukaryota; Fungi; Ascomycota; Dothideomycetes; Botryosphaeriales; Botryosphaeriaceae. The transcript is spliced from 4 exons. The record is from RefSeq and is a predicted model, not a curated record. The coding region runs from base 1 to 3369 and encodes 1122 amino acids.
AUGAAGCGCCCUCUCUACAGCAAGCUGCUCAACCGCGAGCUCGGCCUGCGCAACACCAAGUACGAACGCGUGCUCGACAUCUACGGCGACAGGCAAUGGAUCAACGAUCUAGACAUUGUAGACGAGCUCUCAGGUCACUCCGGCUGCGUCAACGCUCUUUGCUGGUCCAAGUCCGGCCAGCUUCUGGCAUCAGGCUCAGAUGAUCAGCACGUCAACAUCCAUUCCUACCUGCCCCACUCCUCCGACAAGCAAUUCGACUUCACCACCACCAUUUCUACAGGACACUGCGCCAACAUCUUCUCCGUCAAGUUCAUGCCUUACACCAAUGAUCGUACAAUCGUGACCGCCUCUGGCGACGCCGAAGUCCGUAUCUUCGAUAUCGAGUAUGCUGGAAGCUCUGGCGUUCCUUCGGCGCCGCCGAACACAUCUGGUCGUGCCAGGGGACUGAAUACUGUAUAUGACGGCGUACGCUACCUCAGCGAUAACUCGGCCAACUGCAAGGUCUUCCGUUCGCACAGCGACAGAGUCAAGAGAAUCGUCACCGAGUCCUCACCUUGGCUCUUUUUAACAUGCUCAGAAGACGGCGAAGUGCGCCAGUGGGACAUUCGCCAGCCCGCUUCCCAGUACCCGCCUUCCAGCUCCAUGGCCAGGCGUGCCUCCAAUGAUGAUAACGUUCCGCCUCCUCUUAUCUCUUACAAGCGCUACCACCUUGACCUGAACACCAUCUCAUGCUCGCCCAGUCAGCCUCAUUACAUUGCACUAGGAGGCGCUCACUUGCACUGCUUUCUGCACGAUCGGCGCAUGACCGGCCGUGAUAAGCUUCGCGAGAAGGGCGCUCCGCUCUCACCGGGGAAGCUCUCUGAACACGACAACGAGCUGAUGAGACAGGCUACUCAAUGCGUUCGGAAGUUUGCACCCCACGGCCAGAAGCGCAUGAAGCGUACAGACAAUGGCCACAUCACAGCUUGCAAGAUCAGCGACCACAAUCCGAACGAGAUGAUUGUGAGUUGGUCAGGAGAAUGGAUCUACAGCUUUGACCUUGUCCACAGCCCUGAUGCUACUGAGAAAGAAGAGCAGCCCACACCCAAGUCUACCAGGGCCAGUAGCCGGGCAAAGGAGUCAAAGGACCGGAAGAGGAAGAGAGCUAGGACGGGGGUGUCUCAGGAAAGUACAGAACGGGCUGGAUCGAGGCCACGCACUGGCGAUGGUUCGGCGGAAGAGGAUGAGGAAAUGUCACUCAUGGUGCACUACGAGAACGGCCAGCGCGAGGAGAUCCCAAUCGACCCCCCGCGCGCACGAAGCCCCAUCUCAGAAGCUCGUGAGGCCGUCCUUCCCGAGACUCAGAAGCAAAGCUUCCGCAUCGCUAAGAAUGUUGUUGCAAUGCGCAAGAACCUCUUCACGCUAGGAACCCGCGGUUCGACUUCAGAUUCUGACCCUACCGGCUACGCCGUGCCCUUGACAUCAGUCCUUGGUUAUGCUGCUGCCGUCUUACCACAAAUGGAUGAGAUCUCGCGCGACUGGCGUUAUCCGGUCAAUCCUUUGGAUGUCGAUGUGAGAUUCCAGAACAAUCUUCGUGAGAGGCGCGGGGCAGCCCGGCGCUUUGUCCAAGCGGCAGGAACAUUGUCGAGAGUCCUUGGUGGAAGGUUACGCACUGCUGGCGGUAACAACAAUGCUGCCCUAUCGCCCUUUGAGAAGAUCGUGCCGGCUCCCCGUGAAGCUCACGAUAUACCCCGCCAUGAACAGUUUGGAUACGACUUCCUCAAGGCCAUUCUGCUUUGGCUGGAUAGCGGCGUUGGAGCGUUGCUCGAAGGGUUCACGAGGCCUUCAGAUGUGACCCGUACCCAUCCUCGUUACCCCGUCCCGAGAGACUCCGGCAUUGAUGCUAUUGACGAGGUCUUGAUUCCGUAUCUACUGGAGAUUGCCAGCGACACGCCAAUCAUCAACAUCGAUACCUCGCGUUUUGAGACGGACGAAAAUCGCGUCGUUUUUUCCACCGAAAAAGCUGCUGUCAUAUCCUUUGCGCAGGCGCUCAAGAUACCUUUUGCAGACUUAUCGAGCGCAGUCGUCCCGGCUUCCCCCGGCGGUGGAGGCGGUAGCUCUGCCCCUGAGGCCAUCGGAGCGCAAGACCGAAAAGCGGCCCUGAGGUUCUGGGGAUUUAAGGUCGGGAGGGGUGUUCUGAUGAACGCUGGUCAGAGCGUCGACUUCGCCCUUGUAGACACCGCUUUCGGAGGACUAGGCAGGGGUGAUGCGAGCGUAAGACAAGAUGAGGCCAGGAUUCGCAGAGCUUGGCAGAACAUUGAUCCCGACGAAGACGAGGAGGUCGUGGAAAGUGCUCGACUUGUUCGCCGCACUAGAACAUCUGCGUCCGAAAACGGAGAUGCUGCGGAUGAUGGAGAGAACGCGGGAAGCGAAGAGGAGCCCUUACUUCUGGACGAACUCAGCGAGAUCAUCGCUGGACAUAAUGAGGGCCAACAAGAUGAUGAGAACGAAGACGACGAUGAUGCAGGCGAUGACGAUGACCGGUCGGAAGAUGAGAGUGAUGAAGAUGACGACGACGAUGAUGGGCCCACCAGCAUUCUAUUCCGUUCUGCAUUCGAACGUUCAAGGUUGAAAGAGAAAGUUGAGGUUGAUAAACCUUGUUUACCGCAUACUCGUCAAUACCGCGGUCACUGUAAUGUUAAGACUGUCAAGGAUGUCAACUUCUUUGGCUUGGAGGAUGAGUAUGUCGUCAGCGGUAGUGAUUCCGGUCACGUCUUUAUCUGGGAUAAGAAGACCAUGCAGAUCGUCAACAUCCUCGAGGGCGACGGAGAGGUUGUCAACGUGGUCCAAGGUCAUCCAUACGAGCCUAUGAUAGCGGUAUCUGGCAUCGAUCAUACCGUCAAGGUCUUCAGUCCCGAUGCGCGUGCUCGCAGGAACGCUCGUCUCGGCAUCGGCGUCACUCCCGGUGACGCUUCGCAGUUCUCGUCCAUCUCUUUCGGUCGCUUACGCCGUGCCCGUCCGUCUCAUUCUCAGCCGUCCGCCGAGGACGUUGAUACGACCAGGGUCCCUGAAGGCGAUGAAGAUGAAGACAAGGAUGCCACGAGUAACGGGCUUCCUAGUCGCCGCCGCAUGCAUGACGAGUAUCGCAUCACGUCUGAAAAUGACGUCAACCGCGUUGGCGGAAGCCGUGAGAAUUUCAUUACUGUGAGUAUCCGUCAUCUGCCGGACCGCAUCUACUAUCCCUUCAUCCUUAUUGCUGGUGCCCUCGGCCGCGGAAUGCUCGCCGAGCUGGCCCAACGUUUCUACAUGAAUCCGGAUGGCGACGACGAUGAUCCAGAUGGAGGUCCACAUCAAAUAAUAGUCAGUGAGGAGAAUUGCACGGUAAUGUGA